Alligator mississippiensis (American alligator) is the source of this 784-nucleotide messenger RNA. Lineage: Eukaryota; Metazoa; Chordata; Crocodylia; Alligatoridae. The record is from the annotation of a RefSeq genome assembly.
AUGUCACACCAAACACACCUCUUCCAUAUAGUCAACCCAAGUCCCUGACCCCUCGCCGGAGCUAUAGCCGCCAUACUACUAACAACAGGCCUAACUCUUUGAUUUCAUUACAACUCCAACCUACUGCUACUAUUAGGUCUAGUUACCACCAUACUAGUAAUAUAUCAAUGAUGACGAGACGUUGUCCGAGAAAGCACCUACCUGGGACACCACACACCCGCAGUACAAAAAGGAUUACGCUAUGGUAUAAUCCUCUUUAUUACAUCAGAAGUUUUCUUCUUCCUAGGCUUUUUCUGAGCAUUCUACCACUCAAGCUUAUCUCCUACCCCUGAAUUAGGAGGACAAUGACCCCCAACCGGGAUUACCCCCCUUGACCCAUUUGAAGUCCCACUCCUCAACACAGCUGUCCUACUCGCCUCCGGAGUAACAGUAACAUGAGCCCACCAUAAUUUAAUAACCGCCAACCGAAUACAAGCAAUUCAUGCCCUAACACUCACCGUACUCCUGGGCUUUUACUUCACCGCCCUCCAAGCCAUAGAAUACUAUGAAGCCCCCUUUACUAUUGCAGACAGCACCUACGGAUCAACAUUCUUCGUUGCAACUGGCUUCCACGGCCUCCACGUCAUCAUUGGCUCAACAUUCCUCAUGAUCUGCCUUUAUCGACAAGUAAAAUUCCACUUCACAUCUAACCACCAUUUCGGAUUCGAAGCUGCUGCCUGAUACUGACACUUUGUAGACGUCGUCUGACUUUUCCUCUAUAUCUCGAUCUACUGAUGAGGAUCGU